Messenger RNA from Odontomachus brunneus, 3028 nucleotides. RefSeq names its product zinc finger protein 816-like. The record is from RefSeq and is a predicted model, not a curated record. The transcript has 8 exons. Bases 436 to 2667 code for a protein of 743 amino acids. Lineage: Eukaryota; Metazoa; Arthropoda; Insecta; Hymenoptera; Formicidae.
UUUUUGCAAUGGCGUUUCAGUUGAAAAGAACGAAUCUAUUGUAGUCAUUGCCUCGAUGUUUAUUAAAUACAUUUUCUAAAGUUAUUUUUUCAAAAACAACACAACAUGCCUACAUACUCGUAUAUUUUGACUAUUCAUGAAGGAAUGAAUAAUAUUAAGAAGUGUUUAACAGCCAAAAUGACAUGUGUAGUCUUAAUCAUAAGGUUAUAACAUCAUAAAUAAAGAUGUGUUAAUAUCGAUAAAUUGCAUGGAGUCUAAUCAAAUUUAAUUUGUAAGGAUGAUUUCUCAUAAUCAGUACAAGACUGUGUUUUUGAUGGAGUUGCUUCUAGAAUAUAAAGGUCACCUUUAUUUUUUAAAAUGGAAUUAUAUGUUUCCUUUUCGCACAAAUUAAUUAUACAUUGAGAGAAUAGUAGGAAAGAAUGAUCAGAACAGAGCAUGAUAUUUUCCAAGGAAUUCAACAAAUGCACUAUAAUGAGUCAGGAAUGUCCAAACUGUGGGCAACUUACAAAUGCAUCUUAUUUGAGACUUGUAAAGGAUAGCUGUGGCCACACCAAAUGCCGAAUGUGCUUACUGUAUGAGGAACAUGGAUGUAAAACUUGCCAGGCUGAAUGUUGUACCGAAGAUACCCAAGAUUACAGAGAAGCAUCCAUGAAUUGUGGUUCAGAUGAUACGAACAAAACAUCUAGUGAAGAAAAUGUGUUACCAUUGGAGUUGGUUAUCAAUAAAGAUAACAAAUCCAAGGAAAACCAUUAUAAUUCCAUUUCUAUUGAUCACAGACUUCCAGAUCUUCGUCAUGAAGAUGUCACGAAGAUGUCAUGUUUUAAUAACAAUGAAGGAGCCUAUGAAUCCACCAUAAGUAAUACAGUCAGCAAUAAUGAUUCUGAGAAACUGUACAUUCCGAAGAUAGAACCCAGUGAUAUGGUACUAAAUAUAGCAGCUCAUUUAAGAAAUGGAAAUGAUUCGAUGAGUUUGCAGCAUCUACAUAAUAGCAAAACAGAAGAACAACUUGACGAGGAGCCUGCUGAAAAGAGCAAAAACCCCAAACUUCGCGAUCGCAGCCAUAUAAUGAUAGUAUCGAGCAACCCAGAAAGGUACCAAUGCAAUGUGUGCCGUAAGAUUUUCCGCAAUAAAAAGAGCAAAUGUUACCACGAUGCCUGUGUAACGGGCGUGAAACCGUAUCAGUGCACCUUCUGUGACCGAAGUUUUGUCAAGCAUUCUCACUUUGAGUAUCAUGAGAGAGUCCACAGCGGGUACAGGCCGUAUAAGUGCACGCUUUGCGAAAAAGCUUUUCCUCAACAGAACAAACUCAACAGACACAUGUUAUCUCACAGCAAGGAAAAGCGGUUUGUAUGCUCCAUAUGCAACAAGCGGUAUAGUAAAAAUGAUGAUCUAAAGAAUCACAGAAACGAACACAACGCGAGAACUAUAUAUACCUGCAAUUACAAAUUCCGCGACAAGUCCUGCGGCAAAAUUUUCCGUAUGCUGGCCAAUUUUAAUCGCCAUAAACGAACACAUACGGAAGAACUAUCAUUCCUGUGCGAUCAAUGUGACAAGAAAUUUAAAGAUAGGUCCUUAUUAAUUCGGCACAAACGAAUUCACGGGAAAGAAAGGCCAUUCUCUUGCGCCCAUUGCAACCGAGUUUUCUUAUCGAAAAGCGAACUGAGACGACAUUUGGUCGUGCAUUCAGAUGAGAAGCCAUUCUCCUGCAAAUACUGCCAAACGCAAUUCAGGCGAAAGGAUAAUUUAAACCGACACAUAAGACACCACCAUUCGGAGGAUUCCAACUGCGGCGAAAUGAACAAUAAAGUAGCUCAGACUGUUGUUAGAGCAGACCGAAGUUGUUCAAUAAAGAGCAAUAAUCAGCAAUCUCGGCAAAAGCAAAAGUCGAAAAAAAUACAGCCAAAGAGCCCCGGCAAGAUAAACGCGAACUCAAGCGCAAGCUCGCAUCAGAUCAACUCGCGUCUGGAUCCUAUGGGCAACAUCACGCCCGUGAUAAGGACAACGGCUGAAGUGAGCAAUGCGGUGUCGGUGAUCAAUGGACCCAUUAGCGCCAAGCGGCCGGAAGAGCGAACUUGCAAGAAAAUGUUCACAUAUAUGGAACCGAUCCCUAUCGCCGAGGCGGCUGUAAUCAACUGUCGCAUCCAGGAAAAACUGUAUCCGCAAAGUGCCAGUAGUCAUAAUUAUUUUGUGCAUAACUAUCUGAAAGACAGAAACUCCAAAGUCAAUUCCUAUCCCAACAACGACAACGAUAACCAACUCGAACUUCGAGACAACUCCAUUUCUAUCGCAACCGAAUCGUCUUCUCUGAGGACGACAAUAAGUCACAAAGAAUCUACAAUCUGUGAGGAGAAGUGUCACCAGGAUGAAGACAAGACGGGAAAGGCAGAUAAAAGUGCUCGAGGAAGGAACAGGAUUUCCGAAUCUAAAGAGCAUUCAGAUGCCACUUCUCCCAGAGACGAACAGUUCAAUUGUGUUUCCACCAUCAAAAAGCACAUUGUUCAACAAUCUGACGAAUAUAUAUACGACAUCCCAGCCAGUAGCAAUUCGACAACGACUAAUCAUUGCACGACACUGCCAAAAGAUUUUCAGGACAACGACAAAAAGAAGCAGAGUGACGUACAUUGGAGACGCAGAACCGCGGAGACGCUGAAGCCAUGCAAACGCUGAUUCUGUUUGUUUUCGAUAUGUGAUACUACCAAUGUUAUACUUAACAGAUGUGUUCAACGUGUAUGUAUGCAUGUGUUUAAGUUUGAAAGAAAGUUACGGUUUGCUCAGUCUUACCAUAAAGACAGUGCCUCUUACUUGGCGGACGAAAGAAUCUGCUUAAACUGCCAUAGUGUAAUAUACAAGAGGUGCGAACUAAACUGUUACAUAUGACAAUUGUGUAUAAUUAUAACACAUCUUAUUAAAUUGCCGUGCUUUAGUUAAAUUUUCUAGUAAAAAGAUUCGCCGUAUUUCCUUGGUAUUGCUGUAUCUUUUCAGAAUUAACGUUCAGUAAAAAGAUCGGACAAUUAACGUCGACGUUAAA